Triticum turgidum subsp. durum (durum wheat) is the source of this 432-nucleotide messenger RNA. The record is from the annotation of a GenBank genome assembly. Lineage: Eukaryota; Viridiplantae; Streptophyta; Magnoliopsida; Poales; Poaceae.
AUGCGCAAAGAUAAACCAGAAUAUGUAAUGGGGAUUGGUUAUCCACUUGAAAUUGUAGUACGCAGGGCUUCGGGUGCAGAUCUGUAUGACUAUGUCUAUCCAACACGCACUGCUCUCUUUGGGUCUGCACUUGUAGGAAAAUCUGUUCCCGACGGUUCAAUGCAAUUCAAGCUAGAGAACCGUGUUCUGAAGCUGAAACAAAAUGCAAUGGUAAUUGAUGAACGGCCCAUUGAUACUUCCUGUCCAUAUAUGGGACAAAUGGAAAAAGUAGCAAGUCCACAAGUUGAUGUAAGAUGUUCAAGUGACCGCUUUUGUUUAACAUGGUUGGCACAUUCUGUUCAUAUGGAAGGUGAUGUGAGCUUGGUGGUCAAAGACUUGGUCUCUUCCGUAAUAUUUUGUAGUACUCGAGUGAUCAAACAAUUGGUCUCUUAG